This is a messenger RNA of Morchella importuna, 1749 nucleotides long. RefSeq lists its product as uncharacterized. The transcript is spliced from 2 exons. Gene Ontology annotation, molecular function: ATP binding; protein kinase activity. Lineage: Eukaryota; Fungi; Ascomycota; Pezizomycetes; Pezizales; Morchellaceae. The coding region runs from base 1 to 1749 and encodes 582 amino acids. Gene Ontology annotation, biological process: protein phosphorylation. The record is from RefSeq and is a predicted model, not a curated record.
AUGGAAGUUGCUGGACUCGUCUUCGGUGUUCUCCCUCUCGCCGCCCAGCUUUUCCAAUCCACCCUGGUCCUCUAUUCCCAGUACUCCGAUGCCCAAGAUGUCGGUAAGAUGUCCAACAAAUACCGGACAUUCCUCCAGAUCGAGCGGCACCGCUAUGAGAAUGUUGGAGUUUAUAUCGGCCUGCAGCAGACUGGUAGUCAGGGGACUCCCACGGUCCGCCUAAGCCCCGCAACUCUAAACCUUAUCCUCGACAUCUUGGCACACAUUGCCCAAGCUCUGCUCGAAACCCAAAAGCUCGAAACAAAAUACGGCUUCCACCGCAAUUCCUUUCCCUCCACAGGGGGGCUGUCGCGGAUGGGGACUUCCGCUUCCAGUUCUACACCCCCUACAAGCCCGCCGGACCCGCUGCCCGCCGCGGUAUCCAGCCGGCUGGAGCGUCACAUCAUGAUCACGCAAGAGGUCAAGAAAAGCGUGUCGCUCAUCUCCAGUCUGCGGUUCGCUAUAUGGGACAAACCCAAGUUCGAACAAUUCAUCAUGGAUCUCCGGGACCUCAAUGACGGGCUCGAGAAUGUUACCGGAUACCAAGCCCAGCUCCAGAGCCAGCUGAUGGUGCAGAUGCUGGACGUAAAAGCGGCCCAGGCCCUAUCCGAGCUCAGCAUAGAGACCGCGGCGGUCUACCCUACGCUUUCGGAGAUGGCCAAGCGGAAGGCGGCGUAUCUUGACAUGCGGGACCGACAGUUGCAGUUGCAGAAGACCGCCGGAGGCCCGCUACAGCCGGGGCAGGGGGUAGAGUUUAAGCUUAAUUAUGGUGAGCUCAUUAUGCGGAAGGAAUCGCAUUCGACCGGGCGGACGUUUGGGACAUACAAGGGUACGCCUAUCAUGGUUGAAUGGAAGCUUCUCGAAGAGAAGUUCUAUGACGAGAAUAUCUCAAGGGUGCAAGAUAUGGCAUGGUUUCUGGCAAAGAGUAGUGUCACCCAGGAUGAUACUCUAUCUCCUUCCCAUUUACUAGGAUGCAUGGGCUACUCUCUCAAGCCCGGCCAAACAGAGCGUGUCGCCAUUGUCUACAAGACAUGCGAAACAAAUCACGCCACGCUCCACGAUAUGAUCACCGACGAAGCCUACACCGACCUCAAUCUCGGCACCCGCUUCCGCCUAGCGCUCUCCCUCGCCGAGUGCAUCUUCCACCUACAUCUCACCGGCUGGCUGCACAAGGGCCUCCGGAGCACCAACGUUAUCAUCCGCGGCGACGCCUCCUCCCAGAGCGGCGACGGGCCUAAAGCCCUCCGGGCCUACCUCGCCGGCUUCACCACCGCCCGCCUCGACGGCGCUGCCGAGCGCUCCGAGAAGAUCGACACCGACGCCCACUCAGACCUCUACCACCACCCGCAGUACCAGUCCGCAACCAGGGACGAGAACAGGUAUACGCGCCAGUACGACAUCUACAGCCUUGGGCUGCUCCUGCUGGAGGUGGGGGCGUGGCAGCUGGUCAAAGACGGCGGGUCGUACAAGCCGAAGGGACACAACCCGGCGCGGUUUCUCAACAGGCUGCUUAAGGGGCCGGUGGAGAGCUUGCGCUUUACGAUGGGUAAUGCGUACAGGAGAGCGGUGCUGUGGUGCCUUCAGGGGCAGUUUGAGGCGAGGGGCGGCGGCGGGGGGCGGGACUUUGGGGCGCUGGCGGAGGCGGAGAUGUCGACGGUGUUUUGGGAGAAGGUUAUGCUAGAGUUGGUUAAGAGCUCAGUUGAGGAGUAG